CUUUCUGGGAGACACGACCGGACCGCCCUGCAGUGCCCGCCCCGGGUGACGUUAGGGCGUGCUCCGUUUGCGGGCGGUUAUAGUGCUCGAAGAUUGGCCGAGGAGUAGAAGAGAGCGGGGUUGUGACGUCACGAGAAGGAGAUUUGAUUGGCGGGGGGACAAGAUGGCCGCGGCGCGUGGAGCUUGGUGUGUGCCAUGCCUUGCCUCUAAUGAGACUCUUCAAGAAUUGUGUCGGAAAGAGUCCCUUAUCUGCAAAUGUAUUGGAAUAACCAGGAGGAAUCUAAAUAAUUAUGAAGUGGAAUAUCUCUGUGACCAUAAAAUAGUAAAGGGUGCGGAGUACUUCCUUGUGAAAUGGAAAGGAUGGCCGGAGUCAAAUAAUACAUGGGAGCCCAAAGAAAACCUUAAAUGUCCAACACUUUUGAAGCACUUUUACAGUGAUCUCUACAAGUUUUUGUCUGAACUGAAGCCCAGUAAAGGAAGUGGGCUGAAGAAUAGUAUUAAAUCUUUGGACUGUUCAGUUGUUGACUAUAUUGUCAAAAGGGCUAAGCAACGAAUUAUACUUAAGCGUUGGGAGGAAGAACUGAAUAGGAAAAAAUCCCAUAAUGGAAUGCUAUUUGUGGAAAAUGAUGUGGAUCUUGAGGGUCCUCCCAGAGACUUCUAUUACAUUAAUGAUUACAAAGCCUCUCCUGGAGUUAUUACUUUGGGUGAAGCCGUUGUUGGCUGUGAAUGUAAAGAUUGCUUUACAGGUAAAUGUUGCCCUGAGGAGGCAGGGGUUCUUUUCGCUUACAAUGAACACAAACAAAUUAAGAUUCAACCUGGACGGCCUAUUUAUGAAUGCAACUCUAGAUGUAAAUGCGAUUUGGAUUGUCCCAAUCGUGUGGUACAGAAAGGGCCCCCCUACUCAUUAUGCAUCUUUAGGACACACAAUGGACGUGGCUGGGGGGUUAAAACACUCCAGAAAAUCAAGAGGCACAGCUUUGUCAUGGAAUAUGUUGGCGAGGUAAUAACAAGUGAAGAGGCAGAGAAAAGAGGUCGGCAGUAUGACAGUACAGGAAUCACUUAUCUCUUUGACUUAGACUACGAGUCAGAUGAGUUUACUGUUGAUGCCGCGCGAUAUGGGAAUGUCUCACACUUUGUAAAUCACAGUUGUGAUCCCAAUCUUCAAGUGUACAACGUUUUCAUAGAUAACUUGGACGUGCGUCUCCCUCGUAUUGCAUUGUUUUCAACAAGACCGAUCAAAGCUGGAGAGGAACUUACAUUUGAUUACCAAAUGAAAGGUUCUGGGGACCUUAGUACAGAUUCUAUUGAGUUGAGCCCAGCUAAGAAAAGAGUACGGACAACUUGCAGAUGUGGAGCUGCAACUUGCAGAGGAUUCCUUUAAUGGUUUCACCAGUCAGCUAGAUCUUCUGUAGGAAAAAACCCCAAAACUACAAGUUUACCUGAAUUUACAAGUUUGAAGACAGAAAACUCUGAUCCACAUAGGAAACAAAUGGCAUAAUAAAUGAAUUUUAAUUUAAUUUCA
Molecule: messenger RNA, 1522 nt
Organism: Pseudophryne corroboree (corroboree frog)
Lineage: Eukaryota; Metazoa; Chordata; Amphibia; Anura; Myobatrachidae
Gene: SUV39H2
Product: SUV39H2 histone lysine methyltransferase
Exons: 7
Coding region: 164-1381 (405 amino acids)
Cellular component (GO): nucleus
Molecular function (GO): protein binding; histone H3K9 methyltransferase activity; zinc ion binding
Source: RefSeq, a predicted model, not a curated record